GCCACUCGCUUCCUUGUUUACCGGUCCCCCCCUCCCGUUGCCAAGGCAACAACGCUGGACUCGUUCAGCCAAUGGGAGGAGCAGCCCCCUCCCUGCGGAGACACUUUGCCGACGCCCCGAACUGUCCGUCGACCACUCCGCGAAGGGGCUGCCUGGGGUCGCUUACCUGAUUGGCGGACGGAACCUGCGCCUCGAAUUCUAUUGGUCUCUGGGUUUCCGCCGCGCCUCAUCGCCCUCAUCCUAUUGGUUUAAUUGUGAGGGGCGUGUCAGAUUGUUUGGCUCUAUUGGGUUCCCACUACGCGUCCCCGCCCCUUGGGCGCGCUGCCAUUGGUCGUCCCUGGGUGUGGGCGGUGCCGCGCGUGCGCAGUGCGGCGCGGCGGGCGGGGUAAGAUGGCGGAACUGGGGAAGAAGUACUGCGUGUACUGCCUGGCUGAGGUGAGCUCGCUCCGUUUCCGUUGCACCGAGUGUGCCGACAUUGAGCUCUGCCCAGACUGCUUUUCGGCAGGCGCCGAGAUCGGGCCGCACCGCCGAUGGCACGGCUACCAGCUGGUAGACGGCGGCCGCUUCACCCUCUGGGGGGCCGAGGCCGAGGGCGGCUGGAGCAGCCGGGAGGAGCAGCUGCUGCUGGACGCGAUCGAGCAGUUCGGCUUCGGCAACUGGGAGGAUAUGGCUGCUCAUGUUGGAGCAUCCCGAACUCCCCAGGAAGUGAUGGAACACUAUGUAAGCAUGUAUAUCCAUGGCAACCUUGGAAAAGCCUGCAUCCCUGACACUAUUCCUAACAGAGUGACAGAUCACACUUGUCCCAGUGGUGGCCCACUUUCUCCUAGCCUGACCACACCUCUCCCUCCUUUGGACAUAUCAGUGGCAGAACAGCAGCAAUUGGGGUAUAUGCCACUUCGAGAUGACUACGAGAUUGAGUAUGACCAAGAUGCUGAGACUCUGAUCAGUGGCCUUUCAGUGAACUACGAUGAUGAUGAUGUGGAAAUAGAAUUAAAAAGAGCUCAUGUUGAUAUGUAUGUAAGAAAACUUAAGGAGAGGCAACGACGGAAAAAUAUUGCACGAGAUUAUAAUCUGGUACCUGCCUUUCUUGGGAAGGAAAAAAAGGACAAGGAAAAAGCUCCAAAACGGAAGAUCACAAAAGAAGAAAAGGAGUUGAGGCUAAAACUGAGACCUCUCUAUCAAUUCAUGUCUUGUAAGGAGUUUGAAGACUUCUUUGAGAACAUGCACAAGGAGAGGAUACUUCGAGCAAAAAUUCGAGAACUGCAGCGGUACCGUCGAAAUGGAAUCACCAAAAUGGAAGAGUCGGCAGAAUAUGAGGCAGCUAGACAUAAACGGGAGAAGAGGAAAGAGAAUAAAAAUAUAGCCAGUUCCAAGAGAGGAAAGGAAGAUGGUAAGGAUGGGGAAUUUGCUGCUAUUGAGAAUCUGCCUGGCUUUGAACUCUUAUCAGACAGAGAAAAAGUGCUCUGUAGCUCUCUAAAUUUAAGUCCGGCACGUUAUGUGACUGUGAAAACUAUAAUUAUUAAAGACCAUCUCCAAAAAAGACAAGGUAUUCCCUCAAAAAGUCGCCUUCCCAGUUAUUUGGACAAGGUACUAAAGAAAAGGAUUUUAAACUUCCUAACAGAAAGUGGUUGGAUAUCUAGGGAUGCUUCAUGAAACUUAUCUGAUUUGAAAGCUGAGUCAAUGUGAAUAAAUGGCUCAUCAUGGGCCAAAUGACUCUGUUACUUUCGCUCCCUCCCCAAAGAUAGGAUUUUUCUUGUAAAAUAUGAGUAUUUACAAUCCUCUGUCCAAAAGGAUGCUCUUACAUUGGAUCAUGGAAAAUACCAAACUGUAACUUCUUGUGUGAUCUUAAAGUUAAGUACUUGAAGAUAAAGGAUUUGCCGCUAAAUAUUCAUUGCAGAUGAGGUGGAUCAGAUUUCAUCUUUUUUGGAACGGAUAUGUUCUUACUUUGAUUUAUUCAAAUCCAGUAGCCCAAGGCUAGUUGUUAUACUCUCUGCUGUUGGACAAAAGGGUUAUUAGUGCAACGCUUGUUUUGGGGUGGGAGAUGGAAGCAUUCAUUUGGUGGAGCCUGUCUUGUUUCACUCUCUCUUCAUGGUGCUGGUAGCCAAAUGAAACUUACAAAAAUCCUGAGCUUUGAAGUACAGAACACUUGAAGUGAGCAUUUUUGUGAAUAGUGCUUAGCUUCCAGCACUCUUUACUCAGUAACAAGGACCUGUAUUGUGGUAGAGUGAUUGUGAGCACAAAUAGAAAAUGCAAGAGGAGGUGAGUUAAUAGGAUGGGACAGGGACAUGGAAUAUGGUGGUUAAGUUGCUUCCAGACACUUCCCUCAUGGAGCAGAUUCUUAGACUUAUUUUCACACUGAAUUGCCUCUUAGGCAGAUUACUCCAGGGUCUGUGCUAGCGUAGACCCUUCAGGAAACUCCUGUGGCAGACAGAUAAUUCAGUAGCAACAAAGUUCCCUGCCCCUACUCUGGGCACAGGGGACUUAACUGACCCAGGGAAGUGUAAUGUUCUUCUGAAUCUGGUCAGUUGUUUGUACAUUUUCAUCUAAUACUGAUGUACAAACCACUGACGUAAAAACAUGGGAGCUACUUCAGACUUGCAGCUAAAGUUCCCUGCUCAUUAAAAACAUGAAACUAAAUCAAACCAUUACAGGUUGCCUGUUGCACAUAUUUUGCUUAAAAUACGUUGAGACAAAUUUAUUGCAAAUGGCAGCAAAAAUCUUAAUUUGCUACUUGGUUUACUUCAGUACAAAUCAUGUGAUAUUUCACCGAAAAUGUGACAUACCAACCUCCAUAGGUAGCUUUGGGGGGAAAGGUGUGGGUGGUUGUUUUGCUUUUAAAAGGGCUACAGUCGGAGUUUGGUGCUUGCAACAAGCACCAGUUUCUCUCCCUAACUCGAGCAUACAAAAGAAGUAUCUGAUCAAUAAAACGUUGAUCCUAUGUAUCAGAUUUUUAAUUGAAGCAGGGAAAGAAUCUGAAGAACUAAAGCAGAAUAUGUAUUGUUACAAGUACCUUACCUGAAUAUAGCAAAUUUAAAAAAAAAAUAAUUCGUUAUAGCUGACAUUCUUGCAAAAUGCAGGGAACUAUGUGCUAUGUAGGGUUUUAUGUUUUUUAAUUCCUUGUUUCCUGUGUUCUUGCUGGCUUUCCUUCCUUUAAGCUUCCCUGUUUGGAAAGGUCUUUAACAGUAAGCUAACUUGAUGUGUUUGGAAUGCAGGCACUCUGAAAAUUGGGACUUGAAGAUUUAUUAAGAUAACGAGGAGAAAAAAAUUGUGCAUUCACAAUGUCUUAACACUUUGUUUUGAUAUUUCAUGCAGUGGACAGAGAAGUAAUCACCAAACCAUGUAAUAUUCUUUCAAGCUGCAGAGUGAAUUCUAUACAUGGAAUUCUGCGUGUUCUUAAUUGUCAAUGUAUCCAUCAUUACCAAAACAGUGUUAAUAAUGAGUCCUAAUAAGAAAAGAGUAUUAGUACAAAAACCAGCAUUUCCAAGAGAAUCUAUGGUGCCUUUUUCUUUUGAGCUUGUGGUAUUUUAAGUCUCUUCAGAAAGGCAAGGACUACGUCCCCAGCUGUGUAAUGCUUCGUUUUGUCGUAACUGUAAGUGGCUUAUUGUAAAAUACUUAAAGACAAAACUGUCAGUCCCACUUUUUGCAGUAUAAGUGACUGACAUGUGCUCAACAGCUAUGAGAACCACCUCCACUUGUCGUGUGUAUCCUUUUGUGCAUGCACAAGUUCAUAUACUACAAAUUGUGAUAAGUUUCCAUGCCCUACUUACAUGGAAAGGGGGAAGAUGUUCUCAAGCUGUCUCUUUUCAAGCAUGGUACUGGAUUAGGUGGUGGGUUCUUCUUUUCAGUUUGUAAGCCCUGUUAUCUGGGUGUCAUACUAUCCCCAUACAUUCAGUAUUCUGGAACCUCAGCUGCAUAAAUAACUUUUUUCAUUUAGUAGCUUUUAAAUCUACAUCACUUUUAUAUUUCUAAGGUGCUCUGGCACAACUCUUAGUGGGUUUAAUUGAAGCAAUAUUCUGAAGCCCAUCUGAUGGAUAACUAAAAGAAUCAGACUUCUAGGCACUCAUAAGAUUCAGCUAAAUAUUGCAUAAAUCAGUUCUUCUGCAUUUACACUUUGUCGUUUCUGAAUUCCUUGGCCCUUCCAAAAAUGUUACUUUGGUGCUAGACAUAACUUAUUGAAGAUCUGAAUGAAUGUAAAAUAAAGUAUUUUUAAUGUAUGAAAACCAUGGAUAUCAAUACUUAUUUCAAUCCUGGAAGCAGAUUCAAUAAUGUAAGAGUGUUUAUUACCUUUGAAUGCUAAUCAGGUGGAAAGGGCUUCCCUAGAAGCAAGGUCUCAUGGUCAGCUAUCCUUUUACUUAAAGAUGACUUGUGCUAGAGGAUACUGCUGUUCAGUGUUUUCAUAUGGAAUUGAUUUCUUAGCUUAAACCUGCCUUUUUGUUAUGAGUGAACUCUUUACUUGUGCCAUGCAGUUAUCCUAAUCAAGUAAUUGAAUGAAACUGUACUGCUUUUCUGGGGUGAAGGUUGACUGAGUAAUAUUUCAUAAUAGCUCUCCAAACCAUACCUCUGUGUGUGUGUAUAUCCUUUCUUGUGCUGAAUUAAUCCUAACUUGCAUGUUGCUAAUUUAUGAACUGUUUUUAAACAUACAUGCUAUUUUUGACUCCGUGGAUGCCUCAAAUAGAACAGAUAAGCUACAUUGCUAAGAGCUGAAAUGAGUUUAAACUGUGACAGUCAAGCUUGUGUUUAGAGUACUGACCCUGUACUACAUGCACCGUGAUACCCUCUACUUUAAGUAGGGUUAGGAUACAAUAGCAUAACACUAUACAUCUACUGUGAUCAACCGAGUUCCAGUGAGGCCUUACCCAACCAGCUUUUUUUGUAACAAUGAAACAUUCACCCUCCCUUUACAAAUGUGUACUAAUCAACUUUGAUUUUAGCACCUCUUGCUGCUGGAGGACUUGAACAAGUAUGCUGGAAUUAGGGAAACCCUCCCCAGUUUCCUGUAGCUGUUCAAGGUGCUAGAAUGGUUCUAGUGGACUUGUAUGAAGCAGGGUGCAGGAACGGCUUGGGCCUCAGUUAAACUGAAGCACUUUACCAUUUUUCUUCUGUAGGGCUGGUGUAGCGGUACUAUGUGCCACUCAAUCUCUUUUUAAUACAGUUCUUGCAAGAUGCUUUUGCAUGUAUCCUAAUUACUCUUAAACUAUGGUAACAUAAUACUGCAAAGAAGGAAGACAGCAGCUGCCUGUUCAGGCUUUUUUUUUUUUUUUAAAUAAAACCAAACAAUGCAUUCAUUUGAAGUGUGUUCUGGUGUAGCUGUGCUAUACCUACAACAGCAUCUGCUGCAAUCAUGUAAAAUCUAACUAAGGGGGUCAUUGUGCCCAUACACCUCUUAACAGAUUUCUUCCCAUUGUAUAUAACAGUUUUUACAUUAAUAAAGUCUUUUUCAUUACUGUUA
Molecule: messenger RNA, 5449 nt
Organism: Dermochelys coriacea (leatherback sea turtle)
Lineage: Eukaryota; Metazoa; Chordata; Testudines; Dermochelyidae
Gene: TADA2B
Product: transcriptional adaptor 2B
Exons: 2
Coding region: 391-1653 (420 amino acids)
Biological process (GO): chromatin remodeling; regulation of transcription by RNA polymerase II
Cellular component (GO): SAGA-type complex; nucleus
Molecular function (GO): transcription coactivator activity; chromatin binding; zinc ion binding
Source: RefSeq, a predicted model, not a curated record